GGCUGGGGUGGCCUUUUCACAGUGGAUGAUGCUUUUAUUUUCGCUAUUCCAAUCGGUUUGAGCUAGAGGGUGCUGAUGGUAGUCCAUCCAUAGUAUUUCUCUGUCGACUUUGUGUUAACCCGCUGGUCGUUUUUGUAGAAGAGUUCUCCUCUGGUUUGUGAUGUGGAGGCUUCGAAUCUUAGUUUUUUUUCUCAGGGGACUGCAGGGUCGGUAUCGUGUUUGUCAUAUAUAGUCAGUAAUAUCAACGGAGGGAUUCAGUGUUUGUCUAUGACUGAUCGAUUCUGGUCGUUCGCCAUAUUGCUUUCGCUAUCCGUGGUCGAUUCGUUUACUUUUGUAGCAGGAUUCUGAGUGGAAGUGCCCUCUAUUUUAACUUCUCGUAUAUCGCUAGUUGUUUGCGUAACUCUCUAUCGUGUGUUGUUGGAUUCCAGCCUCCAGAUCCUUCAAGGGGGUAAAGAGGCUCGCAUCUUCUUCCGAUACAGUCUCUAGUGAAAUGUCCAUUGGUCGAGGGGUUGCCUGGUCAUCGUUUGACUUCAAAACAAUUACCUCGGAUCUUUCGACUGGCCGUCUCAAUUUCGGAGCUUUCAAAGCCGACAUUUCUUACAGGUUUUUUUUUAUCACCUUGGGUCCCUUAUUCACUAAAUUUAAUAGUUUCUAUUCCUUUUUUACCUUCUUUUCUAACUUCGGCUAGUUUUUGUUUGGCUAAACCAGACUUUUUAUGUAGAUACUAGUUUUAGUGAGACUGUGUGAUCUGUCUCUCUUACGAUUCUUUCAUUUGCUUUUUGUAAAGUGCAGUCUUUUUCUUAUCGUGUACUUUCCUGAAUAUGAUGGGCUUACCCGAGGGUGCAAAACCUAAGGCCUUUUCAAUCCUUGUAGGGACGGGAUCAGCUACACUUAAGGCCUUUCAAUUCUCUGUUCUUGACAUAACCUUUACAGGAGACCCAGAACAAGCGGGCAUAAAGUUUGUGGAUCGGUCUUCUGAGGUUGAUGAACUGUAGUUGUCCAAAUGGCUGGCCUUGAUAUAGUCAAGGCGUCCCAAACGUGUCUCUUUUCUCUGUACAUCAAUUUUCUUUCUUUGUCCGGGCAUAACAAAACUUUAUUCCAAAUUAAAUGGUCUGACGAAAGACUUUUGACCAUUUUAUGCCACAUAGUGUUCGUUUUUUUCCAAAAUGUACUUUGAAAGGCGAGUAAUUUAGCGAUUGUUGAUUUUUAGCUCAUAAACAAUUGUGGUUUUUUACUAGAGCCAUAACCAUUAAUACAUUUCUGAUUGUCCUGCCAAUUGUUCAACUACACCUGACUCCCAGCGAUUGUUCACUGAGCAAAAUAAUAAAGUCAUAUUUUGGUCCUGAAAAAGUUUGCAUACUUCCUCCGAAAUUUCGAAAUAGAUCCCGAACCUUGGUCGAUUCUAAAUGAUCAAGGGAUUCUGUGUAAACCAAUAUAGUUCAGGAGGAAAUUUUCUACUAGCCAAACAGCUAUAUGUUUUGUGAGCUGAAGUUUUUUUUGCCUGUUACUUUCGAAACCCAAAGUGACCUGGGUGCGUUUCAUGAAGACAUUAGAUCAAUUCGGCUCUCCGGCAUGUGUGUAUGACCUGACUUACUUCGAAGUAAGACAUUAUCCUGUGACAUAGAGGUUUAAGAGGUAUGGUUUGUAGUAGAUCUCGAGCUAUUGUUGUAUCCUCGUUCCCUCGUUCUUCGAUAGCCCUUAAGAAUUUCUUGAGCACUAGAUCUUAAUAUGCGGCGAGUAAAGACAUCAUUAUAGAAACAGAACUUUCUGGUCAAUAUGAGUUAUGACCUCUGGCCUGUACUCAUAGAGCAAUUUCAGAUAAGGUACACCGUCUGUUCGUCUUGAGUAAUUUCAGAUAAGGUACACCCGUCUGUUCGUCACGCUAUCUUAUUUUCGGCCGGAUAGAAUCGUGCAACUUCUUAGUCUAAUACCAAUCUUAAUCUUACUCUUAUAUAUCCUAGUCUCAAUAGAUCUAGUGCAUGCUGAUUUUUGCGGGAAAAGAGACAGUGACCGUGUACUGUGAGGUGAUGGGGGACAAGACCCACCCGGAGUACCUGAAGGAGGGUGGUGCCUUCUUCACCUCCUUCGUGGGGGAGUAUCUAGCCCACAUCAACGACAAGGAGAUGGGGGAGUAUGCCGAUGGGUGUAUGGAUGUGGAGGAAGAGGAUGUUGAGACAGUUAAGAGUCUGUUGGGGUCGGCAAAGUUCAGACAGGCACUCGCCAAGUUCUGCCGCAUAGACGCAGAUGGUAGUGGACAAAUAUCAGAAGAAGAAGUCAAACAGGAGUUUGGAGAGGGGAGUGGCAAGUUCCUGAAGAGAGUACAGGACUCUGAUGGCGACAACAUGAUAUCCAUGGCAGAGUACAUGCUAAUGCUCAAGUAGGCGAAAGACCACCCCACGCUCUAACUGCCCAAGAACGUGUUCACAGAAAAGAACUGAAACAUAACAAAAGAAAUUAUUUAAAAAUUCGUAGAUACAAUUUCAUACACAUGUAAAAGCACUGGAUUAUUACAGCUUACUAAUUAGACUUAUUCUUGUUUUUUGACGUGUUGAAUUACAUAUAGGCAAGACUAACCAUUGCUAUUGUAUUUAUUCCUCUAUCUCAAUUUAAAAUUUUUAAUGUCUCCAA
This is a messenger RNA of Symsagittifera roscoffensis, 2628 nucleotides long. RefSeq lists its product as uncharacterized. Gene Ontology annotation, molecular function: calcium ion binding. Bases 1980 to 2381 code for a protein of 133 amino acids. NCBI's taxonomy places the organism in Eukaryota, Metazoa, Xenacoelomorpha, Acoela, Convolutidae. The record is from RefSeq and is a predicted model, not a curated record. The transcript is spliced from 5 exons.